AUGUUUAAACCGGCCGCUCUGAGAUGUCAGACAUUCAGUCAGGCAGAGUCGAGAGCGAAACAACUGUGGCCUGCUGAUGAUCAACAACAACAACAACAACAUCGAGCGUGAAAGUAGACGUAUAUGCAUGUAUGUAUAUGUUUGAGUGUGUGGUGUGCUUGAGUUUGUUUGAUUGUGUGUGUAAGUGCAUGUAUAUAUAUGUGCAUGACUAAUUUACCCGGCAUCGUCGUUAGAAAUGCCAUCGAUAUUGUAAUUAAUAUUUAUUGUUAUUGAUGUUUGAUAUUCCUUCGUGUCUCAAGCACAGCAGCAAACAACAACUACAACAACAACAACAAUCCACAGGAAAAUAAAAGAACAACCAACCAAACGGAGUAACUUACAUAUCUUUGUAUUAUAAAUGCAAGAAUCCAGGAGUACCUGAAAACUAGCAGAACAAUCACAAAAUAUACAACAGCAGCGAAUUGCACAAAUCGUGUCAACAAGGGAGAUUUUACGUGGUUUACUUGUUGGCCUGCUAAAAAAAAUAGCAGUCAAAUCUUCUUUAAAUCACGCUCCACCAACUAAAAAUUUAAAAUUUAUAAAAGAAAAUAUACUUCGCAUUGGAUAAAGUGAUGCUAAAUACAUUGAAUAUGGCAGGGAAAUGCCUGGAUGGUACCCUCUGAAUUGAUCCUAGCCGCCUAGGGGUUAAACACUAGUAACUAUUAACCAUAAAAAGAAAAAAAAAAAGGAAGUAUUAUCUACAGACAGUCAUUAAUUACGUCAAUAUAAUCAACACAUACACUGGCUUAAUUACACUCAUUCAUUAAAUAUCCUACUGUUGUUGUUUUUGUUUGCAAACCAGUUACAAAAACAAGUAAAUACUAUAUUUAUAACGAAUAUUUGAAAAAAAUAUUGAAACAGCAUCAGAGUAAUAAACAGAAGAGAAAAAUUACUGCACACACACACACACACACACUCGCUAAAGCAAUAACAAUCCCCACGCGCUCACCGGCCGCACCCUGUCCGCCCUGUUAAUCCAUUCUGUAUGGAGUUUUACCAUAUCGAAGAAGUGAAAAAAAAAAGUUUUGUGUCUCCUCAAAGUGAACGUCCGAAAGAAUAGAUGCUGAGUAAACGUGAUGGAUUUCCAGCUUGACUCUACUUGAAUCCCACUCAUAAACAAACAUAUAUAUAUACAUCAAAUUAUAUGUAUAUAUAUACACAAGCAUAUCUAUACAUCUGUAUAUAUUUCAAGAGCAAUCAUUGUUAGUUAUAUACGGAUAUAUAUUCGUUCAGACGAGUCAGUAGUAUUCACAUCUACGUUCAACGCUAUAUACAGACAUACACGCGCACACUUGCAUGCGUGUAAGAAGAAGACGAAUUCUUGCGGUAUACAACAAACACGUGCUAAAGUAGUACACAUAUCAACUAUAUAGUACACACACAAAUACACACAUCAGUGUGUCCACAAGUUAAGAGAAAAUAUAUUGGUAGAUUUAGGAUGUUAUGUCUAAUGUCUACAAGCAAACAAUAAAACAGAAUAUUCUUAAGAAAUAUACGCAGCAUAGCCCAACAUACGCACGUUUAUCUACCCAUAUUAUAAACACUCACAAAAGUAGGCUACCUCAACAUACACGCACAAAUGUAUGUAUGUAUAAAUAUAUAUAGGAUACCCCAGAAUUAACACAUAUUUGCACACAAAAAUGUAGGAUAUCCCAACAUAUAAAACUAUAUGUUAUAUAUGUAUAUAUAUACACACACACAACCCAACACAUGUAUGAAAUCUUGGUUGCCGACCUUCCCCCCAGCAUUUAUAUAUCAGUACAGGCGAUCCUCGAAGACAGCAAUCACAACAGCAACAACACUCCACCUUCAUGAGACAAAAAACAACAACAGCAACAACAACACUACAACCAUCUAACACACCCUAGCAGCCCCUUUUCACCGAUCCCUUAUAAAAACAAACAAACAAACAAAAAACACACCUCUUCCUCCCCAGAGAGAAAAAAAAAACCCCACUAACCGCGUCAAUCUCUCCUCCUUCGCCAUCCAUCCUUUCCCCCGCCACAUCCUUACCAUUCUUUCUUUGAAACGAAACUAGCAACAAUGGUUGCAGAGGGGGCUUCUUGCCGGUCUACAGCUUUAGUUAUUCCGUUGUUGCUGUUGUCAAUGUUUGUGCCGUCGGCUUUCACGUUCAACAUCGACACAAGAAAUGUUUUUAUCGUAUCGGGGCCCAACGGAUCUUAUUUCGGAUAUUCUUUGGCUUUUUACCAACAUCCACAGCAACAAGAAAAUCCCAAGUUAAUUGUAGGUGCACCAAAGUUUGAAGAAGACGGCAAGUGGUAUGGAAAAAUAUUUUCCUGUUCAGUACGGCAGAACAAUUCUUGCCAACCAAUUGAUGUUAAAUUUAAAUCUAAGGAUGGUACUAGUUAUCUUACAAAUGGCACCUGGAUUGGUGGAACAAUGGAUACAAAUGAACAGAAAAAUAAAGUCAUGAUAUGUGCCCAUAGAUAUAAAAUUCUAAUAUCACGGUUGCCAAGGAUGACAGGUAUUUGUCUUGAGAUGUCCGACCCAAUUGGUCAAGUCACAAGAAUGCUGGAGUGCCGAGAAGAUCAGAAAAGAAAUGGUGUUUACUACUAUGGUGUUGCUCAAUUAGGUACAUCAAUGAAAUAUUCUAAGGACAACAAGACAUUACUGUUUGGAACACCAGGACUUUAUCAAGGCAAAGGUGGCUUUGCCAUUUACAAUGAAACUGGUUGUGAGGUUAUAGACUAUUCCGAUACAAGAAGAAAUUUAGUACAUACAGAUGAUGAGUAUGAAUACCAAAUGGUUGGUUACUCAAUAACAAGUGGCAGGUACUUCAACAAGCAAGUACAUACAGUUGUGGGAGCCCCUGGCAUUUCAACCAGUGGGCUUGGAAAGAUUUAUUUCUACUCUGGUGGCACUUUGUUCCAAUAUUAUAAAGGUACACAAUUUGGAAGUGGUUUUGGGUCAAGCUUGCUCACAGCAGAUGUUACAGGAGAUGGCAAUGAUGAUUUAAUUGUAGGAGCACCAUACCAGUACAGUAUAAAGAACGAGGGUCAUGUACAUGUUUUUAUCAGCACUGGUUGGGGACUCUUUCAUAGGUCAGAACUUUGUGGGGAUAAUGUUGUUAAUGCUCAUUUUGGAAUGGCUUUGGGAAAUCUUGGUGACAUCAACAAAGACGGUUUUGAAGACAUUGUAGUUGGAGCACCGUAUGAAGAGGACAGUGGUGCCAUUUAUAUAUAUUUUGGAAACAAUCUUAAACUCGAUGAGAACAACAGACAGAAAAUUCUUGGAAAGACAUUGGACAAGGAUCUGAAAGGUUUUGGAAUUUCAUUUUCAAAACCUAUGGAUAUUGACGGAAAUGGUUAUGAUGACUUCUUUGCUGGUGCCUUUCUGUCAGAUAAUGCUGUGUUACUCUCUUCGAGAGAAAUAAAGGCCGAAAGCAGCAUCACAACUAACCCUAGAGAAUUAGAUCCUUCAAAUGUCAGAUGUUUUGGUGAAAUCUUUACCUCUGGAUGUCUUGAUUUAAAGUUGUGUAUUAAACUAAAAGGAAAAAACUUAAAAAAUAUCAAAACAACCAUCAAUAUUGAUGUGGAUCUUGAUCAAGAAAAAACCAAGAAACGAAUUGCCUUAGAAGGUUCAAACACCAAAGAAAUAAUACUUCAAAGCGAAGAAGAAAGUUGUAUUUCAAUGGCUUUAAAAACACGGAAAACCAACAAUAUUUUCUCCUCUGUGAUCAUGCACUUUAGAGUAUCUUACCGCAUCAAAGAAGCUGGAAAUUUACUUGACAAAACAUUACUCACAAAAGAAAUACCAUUUGUUACAGAGUGUGGAAUUGACAAAAUUUGUUACAGUGAAUUAGUUCCAAAUCUCCAAAUUGUAGACCCUCAAACGAAUGAUAUUUUGGUUAUCGGAGAGACUGCUAUGUUCGAAGUCAGAGUUACAGUUCGUAAUGCAGGGGAGCCUGCAUACCAGCCUAUUGGUACCUUAAGAUACCCUCUCUAUGUACAAUACAUCCCUAACUCUGCUACAAAUGGUGUCAACUGUUCUGCUGAAUCUAUUGUCUUAUUUGGUGAAGAAAAGAACAAAGUUGUUAGAUGCGAUCUGAAGAAUCCUAUAAGAAAAGAAGAUUUCUCUUACAACAUGACAUUUGUGAUUGAAGAAGAACAUUUGAAGUUUGGUAUGUUUCCAAUAAAGUUCUCAGUCACAUCUCAAAGUGAAGAAAUGUGCAACAAAAAUGAUGCUAUGAAAUUAACAGUGAAAAUGAGGAAAAGGGCACAGCUACUUCUCUCUGGGUCAUCGGAACCCGCAUUCAUUGUAGUCAGUGAUAAAAGAAAUAAAAAUUCAGGAAUACGAAGUGUUGCACAUAAAUAUGUUUUCUAUAAUAAAGGACCAAGUGACAUCACAAAAGUCUGGUUUUCUGGGAGUGUGAAAACCAUCUAUCAGGAGAUCAAAAGGAAAUCUGUAAGAAUUGUUGUAAAUGCUACUUUGAAGCUCACUCAAAAAGAAAAAGAUCCACUACUAAGUUGUAAUGAGUCGAAGCUGGAGAGAAAUCAGAAAGAAUUUCGAUUCAACUGUGAAGUACUUAAUUUUUCAGCAUCUUUAUCAUUUAAUGUAGAAAUAAUGCUAAAACUUUUCACUCAUUUUACAGAUUCUGACUUAACUCCAGUACUCUCUGACAUAAUGAUAUCAGAACACAAAAAUGAGCAGUUCAUAGCAGGAAUACAAAAUAAGGAAAUGUCUGUUCAGGUUGGGACCAACUUGAGACCAGACCGAAAACCUGUAGAUAUCUGGAUCAUUAUUUUAGGUGUGGCACUGGGAGUGCUUCUUCUAAUUCUAGUUAUUUGUGGUUUAUGGAAGUGUGGAUUCUUUGAAAGACAGAAAGUCCACCACAUACGAGGACACAGUGGCAAGAUGAGACAAUUAACACAGCCUGAUCCUGACGAUGAUAACAAAUAAUAGGAUUAUUAUUAUUAUUAUUGAGGCGAUGAGCUGGCAGAAUAUUGGUUUGCAGUUUCUGCUUCUGCUCUCUACAUUUUGAGUUCAAAUGCCACAAAGGCCAAUGUCGGCUUUUGUCCUUUCAGAGUUGAUGAAGUAAAGUGAAAAUCAAGAACUGAUGCCUGUCAUCAACUUGCCUUCUUCCCCAAAAAUUACUGGCUUUAUACCAAAAUUUGAAACCAUUAUUGUUAUUUUAUUUUUAAUAUUAUUAUUACUAUCAUGGACAUAUGUCCUCUCAUUUCCUCUUCCCCUUCAUUCCCACAUAAAACGAUAAAAACAAUAACAACAAGAAAAGCAUAUUGUUUAUGAUCUCAUGUUCUCACAAACUACAUAUUAGGGAUCAAACAUUGGCCCUUUUUUACCCACCUCAUCCCAUUCCAAUUCAUAACUGAUAUCAUUUCCAUUCUAAUCUCCUCCCACUCAGUCCUAACUCCUCAUCUUCACUCCCUUUGUUUCCAACUCCCUGCCCAACUCCCUCUCAUAAACAACCUGCUCUGGAAAUUCUACAUUGAACCAACUCGGUUAAAAAAAAAAAAAAACGCCACUAAAAGACAAGCAAAAUGCACUUCCAUUUAUUUUUUAAUUUUUCAACUGAUGUAAUUAAAUUUAUUUAUGUGUUGUU
Molecule: messenger RNA, 5620 nt
Organism: Octopus sinensis (East Asian common octopus)
Lineage: Eukaryota; Metazoa; Mollusca; Cephalopoda; Octopoda; Octopodidae
Product: integrin alpha-4
Exons: 21
Coding region: 2083-4959 (958 amino acids)
Biological process (GO): cell-matrix adhesion; cell-cell adhesion; cell adhesion mediated by integrin
Cellular component (GO): integrin complex; external side of plasma membrane
Molecular function (GO): integrin binding
Source: RefSeq, a predicted model, not a curated record